Struthio camelus australis is the source of this 9075-nucleotide messenger RNA. NCBI's taxonomy places the organism in Eukaryota, Metazoa, Chordata, Aves, Struthioniformes, Struthionidae. The record is from RefSeq and is a predicted model, not a curated record.
UUCCAAAAUAAAAUGGACACUACACACAAGCUGAAGAUUUUUGUGAUGUUCCUGUCUCUGGCUACUUUCACAGUCAUGGUGAUACUGAAUGCUGGCAACGCCACUGGACUAUUCAAAGGUCUAUUCCAGAGCACCCCAGGAAACAUCUCGGGGAAGUACAAUACUGACUUCACACCAGCUGGCAAAACUUUCCUCAUCUGGAAUGUCAUCUAUGCUUGGCAGCUUGCGUGGCUGCUCUACGCGUUGUCAGGGAUCUGUCGAAGGAAUGAACUUGGAUGUGUUUACCUUGAGCCAGACUUGCUGCCAAUACCUUUUUACGUGACGUGGAUACUAAAUAAUGGCCUGAAUGUUGGAUGGCUCUUUCUGUGGGACCGUGAGUAUCUCCUCCCAGCCCUGGUGUUCCUGGCUGCCCUCACUUUUGCCACGUGUGCUGCUGUCUUCAUUUCACACAGAGCCUUGAAUAUCCAUGUCAUGUGGUUUGCAAAGGCCCACAAAGCUGAACUCUGGCUCAUCCGAAUUCUAGUCCAGAAUGGCCUGGUGCUGUAUGCAACGUGGACUACCAUCGCCACUCUGCUGAAUUUUGCUGUCGUGUUGAUCUACAAGUGGAAUGUGUCUAACGAGAAAGCAACCACUGCCUCUCUGUCCAUCCUUGCUCUGAGUCUAGUAAUAUGGUUUUAUCUAGAAAACUUGUUCCUUGACAAGUACGUCCAUUACAACCUCACAGUCUACCCAGUGAUCAUAACAGCUCUGACUGGCAGUGCAUGCAAGAACUUCUCGCUUUCAUCCCCAACAACCAAUGGCAUUUUUAUAGUUGUGCUACUGGCAAUGACUAGCGUUAUCUUUGCUGUUCGGCUGGGACUCGUCAUAUGGAGACGCCGUAAGCAACUACUAGACCCACCAGCAACCCCAGAUCCAUCAGGCACAGUGGCCUGAGACUUCUGAUGCAGUGAUAUGUCACUGUGUGUGGCAGGUGUUUUGGAGAAAUAAUAACUGGGUGUCCUGCAUACGCUGGUCCUCUUCUGGUUCUAAUUGCUUUGUAUUUUUUAAACUAUUUUUUUGUAUUCCAGAGUAGGAUGGUUUGUCUGCAAACCCAUUCUGCUCCUGUGUUCUCCCCUCUCUGAUCAGUCCCCACCCUGAAUCUGCACCUUCCCUGGCUUGUUCUGACUGAAUGGAGUAGUGGCAGGAAAGGUCCUUCAGAUGAACAGUCCUGUGCCUGUGUUUGACUGAAUUGCAGCUUUCUGCUCCUUCCAGUGUGAUGAGGGCUGCUAACAGACACUUGGCAGGUUUGCACAGAUGGUUGUUCAGUCUUUCCUUGAGACCUCAUUUCUUCAGAAGUUAGAGUGCAGCUCAAACUGAACUGUCUGCAGGAGUUGAGGUGAGCAGUGGGAGAUCUGUCACUCCUUACUGAUCUUGGCCACUGGCCUCUUCAGUGAUGAGUAUCUGCAAGUCCCACUGGCAUGAGCAGAUUCCCUGCAGGAAGCCAUUGCUCCCCUUCCUGCUUCCAUCUGUCAUGAUAAAGAAAAGAUGCUGCAGCUCUAGAGACCCACUUUUGUGGUGUCAGCCCUGAGGUUCCACAUCCAAGGGGAUGCUGGUGGGGCGGUGACUGAAUCCUUUGACACAGCUGCAACAGUCUUUAACUGAUUUCAGCAUGUGGUGGUUCCACUGACUCUAGAAAUGGAAGAUGCAUUCACUUUUCAGCAUGAGACAGUACAGCCUCUGGGUUUCUGCCUUAUUUUUUUCCCCUGACUCUUCUCAAUGAAAUUUUUUUAUUGUCAGGGGUUCUGUUUGUGGCCCCACAAUGGGCAAUAGUGAAUCUGUGCAAUUCUUGAUCUGCCUAUGAGACAAAUGAGAUCUAGGUCAGGUGAGAGCAGUGGUUUGCUUUUCUCUGGAGCUAUGCAGUGCGAGCAAUGCAGAAUUUGUGCUGGCUGGAUGCCUCCUGCUGGAGGGUGGUUUGUAGCCCUUCUCACAGAAGGCUAGAUGUACAGACAAGAUGAUACCUGAUCUAGGGAAAGCCUGCUGCUUCAAAGGGAGCCUGUUCAAAUUUUUCUUGAACUGGUAGAGUGAGUUCAUCCUAGAUCAGUGCUUUUUCAUGUAGCUGCACCACUUCUGGCUUUAUUAGGAAGCCUAAGAGUGGAUUGACUGAAUUGUCAAACCACAUCCUCUAUUUCCUCUCUCUAGUGGAAGGAUUAAUGGGGCUUCACAGGCUUCUACUGGUGCAUGGAAAGUGUUUGGAGAUGGCGAAGUUCAGAGUAGCAUCUCUGUAAGCUGUCAUCUUUAACAGGGGUUUCCAGCCUGUGGAUUAAGGGGUGCAGGUAAGGGAGCUAGAUGGCAAGAGGCUGUACUGCAGUUAAUGCAUGGGCAACUGUGCUGUCCUUCCACAGGACUGGGCAGGAAGCCUCCAGGGCUCUGGGAAAGAUAUGCAAACCUGAUGUCUGUGCUGGACAAACUACCAGGAAACUAUACUGCAGGAUACAAUUAAUAUACAAAUUAGCUGGGGAGAGUCUCCAGGAUGAAGCUAUGCUUCACACACCUCUUCAUCUCCUUUGAAGGACUCAAAGCCCCUAGAUAAGGGUGAGCUGUUUUAUUUCUCCUGGCUUCUGAGGAAACUUGGCAGCUAUGGCCUAAAAGGGAACAUCCUUCUCCAGGUAGCUAGGAAAUAGAGGGGCAAAGGUGCAGGUCAGGUCUCUCCCAAAAGGGACACUGCUGGUGUGUUUCAUGGGACCUGGGCUGGUUAACAAAGUCAUUAGAAACCGAGGGAGGAUAAGCUAGUCUGAUGGACAGUCCUCUAGGAGAGUGAGGGGAAAGGCCUUGAAAGGCUGAAGGGUUAGGCAAGGAGUACAUGGAGAUCAUCCUUAUGCCUCUAAACAGAGCCAACCAGCUUUAUGGUGCUGGUCCCUGCCCUGCCAGAAGGGGAUAGAGGGUUUGGAUAAGGCAAUAGCAAUGACUGGAGGCUUGGAAAAGCACCUGCAUGAGGGAUGACUGAGCAGGCCAGGAGGCUUCGAGGGAAAGGAGAAACCUCCCUGGGGGGACUAGCUGAGCCAAGGUGGAUCUUGACCCAAGGGGCAGCAAACUGAGGACGGGGGAAGGUGAAGAGUUAGUGUGGGCUAGGGAGAGACUUGGCAAAUGCGAAGAAGAGAUGCAUAAGGGCUUUACUAGAUAGAUGCUGCUCUCCACUCCACUCCUCAAUGAGCUGCAAGGAGAUUUUCAAAGGCCUCUUUUUGAGUGCUGAUGAGGUGCUGCAGCAGCAUUGAGUCAGUCUUUUGCAGACCUCACCAGGAGAAAGCCCCUGGCAACUCCCCCAACACAAUUAGACUGAGCCAGCGCUGACCCUGGCCACACGCAAAUAAAGCUGCUGGCUGCCAGAUUCCCAUCGAGCAAUGUUUCCCCAGAGCUGCGACAGGCCUGGGAAGGGGCAGCCUGGCAGAAAGGAGCCUCCAGCACAGCCCAGACCUCAGUCGGGGCCGGAUGGCUGCCUGCAGCAGAGGUUCACACAGCUGUGGCCCACUAGCAGGGCUGUCCCAGCACAGAGCUCCAGCUGGUUUUGGGAGAAGUGCGUUCCCUUGUGUUUGUGACGGGAGCCUAAAACUAUUGGCACUCUGCCUUUGCCCCCUUUCACUAGGGGGAAAAUGAGAAUGAAAAAGUAGAGUGUGAACUCCCCCUUCUAGUUCACAAUGCACUAUUUUUAAAAGCCUUCUCUCUGGAAUGUCUUGUUUCUAUUUAUUUUGAGUUUUCAAAAAUACCAGUGAUGUUGUUUUCCCCCACAACAGAUCCUUCUCUCAACAACGCUCUGCUUUAUGAAGCCAAAAACCUGCCAACUUUUUCGCAAAAAUAAUCUCUCCAGCCUUUGUUUCCAUGAGUGAUUAUAGGAUUUGGGUGAAUUUUAAAGGCUUUAAAGUUUCUUGGAAAGCUGUGGGCUUUUAGAACACAAAGCCUGAAAUGUCUGCUCCAUUUCUGAAAGUGCAAUUCAGCGCCCUGGCAAACACCCCUAUGUCUCAUGUCCCAGCCCAGGAUGCUCAGUGCCACAGUUUCUGGGGACAGUGACUACCACAACACAUGUGGAGUCCUGCAGUGGUCAGGGAUGUGCCAUCGCAGCUCCGCUCGCUGAGACUGGUUGUAAUGAGUUGCCAAGGCUCCCUCUCCUCACUGUGGGGCUGAAAGAGGGGUGGUGUUGGAAAAGUUAGACAUGAAAUUGUUCCUGGGACCACAUUGGCCAGUGGGUGGCUGUUGCCCCAGUACUGAAAUUCAGCUUUAAAGCAGUGUUUGGUGUUUUCCUCUGCAACGCAGUGCUCAGGGGAGGUUACCUGAGAAAUGUCCCACAGCACUGGAUAGGCAGGACAGCCCGUUGCUCAAGGGGAGAAGGUCCCUGCUGAGAUUGUGGCCCCAUGCAAAUUUCUUGUGGAAGUGGAAACAUUUCAGUGACCCUUUUGGUGUCUGUUCAGCUGUGAAACCAAGGAAGAGUGCUCUGGGGGGGCUGGAGGGUGAAUGCCAGGCAAGCUGCUGAGAGGCCAGAAACGUGUCCAGGUCAGAUAGUGUCAUGCUACCGCUGAGUCUGGCGGUCUCCAUGGAAAGAAAGCAGGGUGGUUCCCCACCAGUUUGUUAGUAUUUACUCCUGAAGGCUCUAAAAGAUGGGCUUGACAUAGGUCUGGACGUUAGUGAAGCUGCAAGACCGUUGUUUUUAGUAAAAAUUCCUGGGCAAAUCUCACUUGGAAAAAUGUUGAAUGGAACAAAUUGUGGGUCAAGGCAAACAUGCAUUUGACUUGAGAGAGCAAACACAUUAAUUGCAAGGGAAUUUUAAAAAUCAUGUUACAAGGUCCAGGGUUGGGCUCUCAUUAAAGCCUCUGUGGCUUUCAGAGGAAAACGUGCCUCAUUUCUUGGAUUGGGGCUUCAACUGCUUAGCCUAGAUACCUAGGGUCUUGCUGCCAAUGCGGACAAGCAACACGUGACUUUUCGGAAGGGCUGUCUGGGGUAAAAUCCUCCCAGAGACCAAGCAAACCAAAUCCCCCUGAGGAGACAGAUGUUGAACUGUGGUGAGGCCUUGUCCUGCGUGAGGGCUCUCACAUUUCCCCCUACCUCCUGCCAGGUGUUUUCUACGUCUACAUUGCAAUGGGCAGAAGCGUCUGGGGUAGGAAGACUCAGCUGUCUCCUCCUUGGCUACCCCAAGAGCAAAGGAGAUCCUGGGCUACAGGCAGGUUUCUCUUAGACAACAUGUGUCAGUAGAAGCAUGCACCAGACAAGUGCUCCCUGGAGCCCAGUCCUGCCUGCAGCCCCGGGGCCCGUUGCUCCCUCUCCUGAUGCUCUUUGCCAUAUAGUUUGGGCACUGAGGGCAGGGAGAGCACAGUCAGGAGGCUCUCCUGACACGUUUCCAAAAACAGAGCACCCAGGCAAAGGAGACGUUGUGUUAUGACCUAAUUUGUUCUUGGCUUGAUGCUACCCUCGGUGCUAAUUAUAUUAUAUUACACUACCGGUGCGAAAAAAGAAAAAGAAUUGAGACUGCUGAAGAGAAGAAACGUUACAAUAUGAUGCAAAGCACCAAAGCAUAAAGCAGAUUUACCUUUAAUCUGAAAUUCAGCACAAGACUAUCGCAAUCCCACUGUAGCGCCACAGCCAGAGGCUGUGGGAGUAGCAAGUGGGUGCAAGGGCAACGUUGUUUCAUGGGACUGGGGCAGCCUGGAGGUGAGAUGCUGAGAUAAGGGUGCUCAGUUGGGCAAGUGGCACCAUUUCGUUCCCUACCAGUGAUGCUGGGCCACCAGCGCCAGCAGAUAACGCAAACGAGUCCCUCUAAUGCCUUGCCCUUUCCUAAGGCAUUGCACCAGAGCAGCAUCAGCCUUGUAGCUGGGAUGCAAAAUAGCCUAGCCGUUGUGCCUCCAAUACUCGUUCUCUGGGCUUGGAGCAAAUCCUUUUGUUCCCCUCUGUGCCGCCAUGUCCUUAUCUGUAAAACAGAGAGGAACAGGAAUAGCAUCUUCACGAAGGACUGUGAAGAUCUUCAGAUAAAAGCACAAAAUACAUAUGGCGAUGAUUAAAGGGCUCUGCACCCUUUGCUAUGCACAGAAUCUAAACAUGCUUAGGCCACCACUGGGCUAUUCCCUUUGAAAACUGUUAGAUGUUUUGAAGUUAAAUAUUUAUUUUAUCAGCCCAGAGCUGGGACAGCCUUGUGUCAGGAGAUUAGCUCAAUGAGCUCUGUCAAAGGCAUCUCAGCAAAGAGUUACAGGCUCAGGCAUGACUCAUGCAUGGGCUGAACAUAUGGGAAAAAAUGCUGAAAUAACCCAAGAUCUUGACCCUAUUCCCAGCAGAGCUGGAAUUCCAGCAAGAGCAUACAUGAACUUUAGGACCAAGUAAUGGGCUUCCCUGUUGGAAACUUUGACUCAAAACCUUGAAUAGCCACACGAGAAAGCAGUGUUUUUCCCUCCUCUUUGGGAAGAAGGAAUGUUGAAGACCCUUGCCCAGGUAUCAGAUAAAAUGUAGUAUUGGAGCAACUGAGUAAGAGUAUGGCUUGCUCUGGAUAGGACUGACUGGGACUAGGGAUCACUAGAAGCGAUGGUGACGUUAUCUAGUAACUCGGUUUGUCUUCUUAAUGUUAUUCUAAUAAAAGCUCGAGCUUAAAAGGCUGAGCAAUACUGGAAAGUAUUUAGCUUAAGUGACCCAUGAUACAAAUUAUUUCCACCAGAGACAGAAAAAAGCUUGUGCGUGUGUGUAUGUGAGUGGGUAUAUGCACGUGGGUGUGAAAUCAAGAGCAGAAAGUCUUGUUUCUCUCCAGCGUUGGUGUUGCUCUGCUCUAACUCUGAGAGCUGGGAGCGUUUCGUCGGUGAGCGUAGCUCCCUUUCUGUGCCUUGCCACGAGCUGGAAACUACAGCUCUUGCUUUCCAUGAACACAACGCAUAUUUUGUCAUGGGUUCUGCAGGAAUAGAGAAAAGACAGGAAAGGAAAGCAAUUAGGGCCUCCCUCAAAACCCCCCAACGGCAGUGGGGCUCGUGCUGCAACCUCAGCCUUAGUGACAUGGCUGCUUGGAGGACAGGUAGAUCCCAAGCAAUCAUUUGCUAAUAAAAGACCUCUGCAGCUUAGAGAGGAGCAGAAACAACCAGUUAGGAUCAAAAUAAAAGCCAGUGGUUAAAGAAAGACCCCAGCCGGAUGUGGUGCCGAUGGCUCAAGCAUGCGCCCGAGCGGGAUUGGUUCACACCAGCAGCCGUGGCCAUCUCUGGGACUCCCUUUUACGGGUGACAGCUACCCAGCUACCACAGGGCACAGUGAUAGGACUGCAAGAGACUCCGCGCCAAAAGGUACGUCACACUAAAGCAUAGCCCAGACAACCAGCACGUCUGUGCCACCACUCUGGGCUCUAAUAACGACUCACCGGGUGUGAAGCGCGAGUGUUGCUCUUCAGAAGCUGCUCAUUCAUAGCAGGUCCCAUGGCAUUGCGCCUGCUUUGAAGUCCCCUAGCAGUGAGGCCAGCUGCUUUCACCGCAUGCAAACCCCAGGCAUCUGCUGGCCUCGGGCACUUCUUUAGAAGUUCAAUUUUAAAUUACCCAGAACUAAUUAAAAUCUGUAAGUUUAAAACAAACUGCUGUGAGAAAAAAAAAACUUGAAAACAUUUUAAUUAAACCAUUUGAAAAGAGCAGAAAUCAUAAGGAAGCAUCCAUUGCAUGACUGAUAACAAGAGCAGCAGCAAAGCCUAGGUCUAUUUCCAACAUGCCCUAAUAGUUUUCAUCCCGUAUGCUGGGAGCGCUAGAAGAGACCGGUGUGACAGGACGUUGCUGGUGUCUCCUGGCAGCACAAAGUCUCUGCGGAAAGCUAAAGCUCUCAGGGCUGUGGGAUCAGGUAGUUCUUGUGCUGUGUUGGGGUUUGCGAGGGCUAGGGCUGGUAACAGCUUGUGCGCAUAAUGGUUUCUGUCGACCGCUUUUCCAGGUUUCUUACUGGGUUUCCUCUGGCCUGAGCUCAUGCAUUCGCUAAUUGGGUACUCAGAUGCAAAAUAAUGAGGUGUUCACGCGUGAAUUAAAUGGGUGCAUGUGCGUAAACUAAUCAGGCGCUCAUGCAUGCACUAACUGAGCACCUAUGCAUGCACUAAUUAGGUGCCCAUGCAUGAAAAAUAGGGCUCUCACGCCCAAACUAGUUUGGCACUCAUGCGUGAGCUAUGUGGUUGACCAUGCAUGCACUGCCUGGGUGCCCUUGCGUAAAUCAAUAGGAUGCUCACACGUGAAUUGUUUGGGUGCUUAUAUGUAAACUAGUUGAACGCUCAUGCAUAAAUUAAUUGGGUGCUUAUGCAUUAAGCACCCAGUUAAGGUCAUGCAUGAGCUAAGUGGGUGCUCAGGCAUAAAUGAAUUGGGCACUCAUGCAUGAACUAACUGGGUGCUCAUGGGUGAGUGCAGCAAACCCUGUAGUUUAUACCUGAAAUGCCACCGACCAGCAAAAGCCAAACAAGCUGAGGGUCACACACAUCCUCCAUGACCAGCCAAACGGGCACAAGUGUGGUAUGGGACGUUUUUGUCUGAUCACGCUGGAGGGGCCCAGGACAAGCCCCCACACCCUGGUGAUGCUGUGGGCAUUUCCACCUCUAUGCAAGAACCUGCUAUUUGGAUUUUCCUGCUGUCUCAGGGACCAUGGGCCAGCUCCUGACUAGCUGUGAGAGGCAUCCAACAGCAGGGACGCUGCUGGGGUGUCAGGUGGAUUGGCUUUCUCUGAGAAACAUCACACAGUCUGCUUUGGGAUACUACAUUUAUGCAUCUCCUCAUGCUGUUACACCAGCAAGCAGCAUCUCUUUGAUGUGAAGAGUUGGGCUCACCUUGCAAUAAGCCAACGCGAAAUGAAGAGCGCAUUCUCGUUGCAUAUAGUAUCAGCCAGAAAAAUACACCCUACUCAAAACGGUUGGAAGUGAAGCUGCCCUCCUCACUUGACUGGUAUGGUUUACAAGGAUGGGUGGAAAACUAUGAAAAAUACUGUUGAGCUUCCUCGAACAAGAACAUCUUGUUCAGUCAAAUGCAAAGACAGUCCUUGAGGGCGCUCCCAAAGAGCCACGGAGACUGGGUAAUGGUAAUAACGCCAGUGUCUCACUAGGAAAAUGGAAGGGAAGCAUUUGAUAAUUAU